CUUUUUAAUUAAAAUAAUUUCAUAUUAUUAUUUGCCAUUAAUUAAUUAUUAUUAUAUAUAUGUUCUUCAACAGCCUCUUCUCUCACAUCACUCCUUUCUUCCCUGUGCGAGCCUAGCGCACGUUAUCAACAUUGCCCACCACUGCGCAAUUUAGCAGGCAACAGAAAAUAGUACACACCCAGAACAGUAAAGUACCUAUUCCUAUUAACAAUAACAAAAACAACAACUACAACAUGUUACACUGUCUCAACACUUCGGGUAAUCUAGCAGGAGGAGAAGAAACAACCAUUUCCGACAUGACAGUGUUACAAAGACAAAAAGCAAGAAUCAACUUUCAACAAUUUUCUUCUUCUCAACAAUUUAUGAUGGUUGCUUGUGAUUCCGCUCUUGGAGAAGUAGUUGCCAACUCUAUCAAACCCGACCCGAGUUUCGGAAAAGAUACCGUUAAAAAAAGAAAAGCUGAAAUUAACAAUAAUAAUAGUAACAAUUCUAAGGUUGAUGUUAUUGUUCCGGAGUGUGACAAGAGGAUCAAAGUGAGUGCAGAUGAAGAGGAAUCCAAAACCAGUGACCAAAUUUCAAAGGGACACAAGAAUACAAAGGCUAACAAUGGAACAAAAAACAACAGAGAAAAUUCUGGUGAUACUAAUUCUAAGGAAAAGCUUGAUUACAUUCAUGUUCGAGCGCGUCGUGGUCAAGCCACUGAUAGUCAUAGUUUAGCAGAAAGAGUUAGAAGGGAAAAAAUAAGCGAGAGGAUGAAGUAUUUACAAGAUUUAGUGCCGGGAUGCAACAAAAUUGCAGGAAAAGCUGGAAUGCUUGAUGAAAUCAUUAACUAUGUUCAAUCUCUUCAAAGACAAGUUGAGUUCUUGUCGAUGAAAUUAGCAGCUGUAAAUCCAAGACUUGACUUCAACAUUGAUGAAUUGUUUACCAAAGAGGUUUUUCCUCAAAAUUUUCCGACCAUAGGGAUGCAAUCAGACAUGACUAACCCUACAUAUCUUCAAUUCAAUUCAUCACAACAACUAGUUUCGAGUUGUGGUGGAUUAAUAAACAAUAUGGGGAUAAUCCCUCCGGAAAUCGGGCUUCGGAGGAACAUUAAUAUCCCCGCAGCUUCAUCUUUACCCGAAAUCUUUGACUCGUCAUGUUUCACCCAUAUCUUACCCUCUUCAUCUUGGGAAGGUGAUUUUCAAAACCUUCACAGUAUGGAUUUUGAUCAAGGAAGAUCAAUGUGCUUUCCUUCUCAGCCAUUCACAGGUAUCUACCAAUUUAUGACUUGUCAAAUCACUUUUUUCCUUAAGCAGCUAUCAUAGAAGUAGAAAUUAGAUUCAAGACAAAUUGAAUUUUCGUAGAUGAUAGAGACCUGAGAGCCCCACAGAUAUUGAUAAGUCCUUUUUCAUCAAAAUGAAGAUUCUUUACUCACUUUUCUUUUUAUCUGCCGAUUGUUUUAAACUACGGUUGUUGCGGUAACAAUACGUUGCGAACCUUGAUUGCGACCAAUGCGAGAGCAAUUCCUAAUGUUUU
This is a messenger RNA of Lathyrus oleraceus (garden pea), 1515 nucleotides long. Its product is annotated as transcription factor bHLH63. Gene Ontology annotation, cellular component: nucleus. The record is from RefSeq and is a predicted model, not a curated record. Gene Ontology annotation, molecular function: protein dimerization activity; DNA-binding transcription factor activity. Bases 234 to 1304 code for a protein of 356 amino acids. The transcript has 6 exons. Lineage: Eukaryota; Viridiplantae; Streptophyta; Magnoliopsida; Fabales; Fabaceae. Gene Ontology annotation, biological process: regulation of DNA-templated transcription.